Molecule: messenger RNA, 2984 nt
Organism: Suncus etruscus (white-toothed pygmy shrew)
Lineage: Eukaryota; Metazoa; Chordata; Mammalia; Eulipotyphla; Soricidae
Gene: PDZD4
Product: PDZ domain containing 4
Exons: 8
Coding region: 214-2547 (777 amino acids)
Molecular function (GO): protein binding
Source: RefSeq, a predicted model, not a curated record
CCCUCCCCCGCUGCCCUUUUUCUCCUGGCCGGGUGCAGGGGAGCAUGCCCGCGCCUGGCCGCCGCCAGCUCGCAGGGACUCCAACGGGCGUGCAGCGCCCCCCCCCGCCCCGCGCGCUCUGGGAUGGCCCCCGGCCCCGGCCCGGGACCCGAGGUCCCGCGUGCCGCGCACUGAAAGGCGUUUCCCGCUCGCGCCCUCCUGCCCGCCAGCACCAUGGGCUGUAAUAUGUGCGUGGUGCAGAAGCCAGAGGAGCAGUACAAAGUGAUGCUGCAGGUAAACGGGAAGGAGCUCUCCAGGCUGUCUCAGGAACAAACCCUGGAGGCCCUACGCUCCUCCAAGGAGCCCCUGGUCAUCCAGGUGCUAAGACGCAGCCCCCGCCUCCGAGGGGCCAGCUCCUGCCAUGACCUGCAACUGGUGGACAGUGGCACUCAGACCGAUGUCACCUUCGAGCACAUCAUGGCGCUGGGCCAGCUGCGCCCACCCACCCCACCCGCAGUCAUCUUGGAGCCGUACGUCCUCUCUGAGCUCCCCCCCAUCAGCCAUGAGUAUUAUGACCCAGCGGAGUUCCUGGAGGGCGCCCCACAGGAGGCAGACCGUUUGGAUGAGCUCGAGUAUGAGGAGGUGGAGCUGUACAAAAGCAGCCACCGGGACAAGCUGGGCCUCAUGGUCUGCUACCGCACGGAUGACGAGGAGGACCUGGGCAUCUACGUCGGAGAGGUGAACCCUAACAGCAUCGCUGCCAAAGAUGGCAGGAUUCGUGAGGGGGACCGCAUCGUGCAGAUUAAUGGUGUGGAUGUCCAGAACCGAGCAGAGGCCGUGGCCGUCCUGAGUCAGGAGGAGAACACCAACAUCUCUCUGCUGGUGGCCCGGCCUGAGAGCCAGCUGGCCAAACGAUGGAAGGACAGCGACCGUGAUGACUUUCUGGAUGACUUUGGCUCCGAGAAUGAGGGGGACCUACGUGUGCGCAAGUUGAAAUCCCCCCUGGCCCAGCAGCCUGGAAACAAGGAGGAGAAACGCCCUUCCGACACGGGGCCGGGCUUGAGCAACAGCCAGGAGCUGGACAGUGGCGUGGGCAGGACAGAUGAGAGCACCCGCAAUGAGGAGAGCUCGGAGCAUGACCUGCUGGGUGAUGAGCCGCCGAGCACCACCAACACACCUGGCACUCUGCGCAAGUUUGGCCUACAGGGGGACGGUCUGGCGCUGCAGAGCCGUGACUUCCAUUUCAGCAUGGACUCGUUGCUGGCCGAUGGUGCAGGGUUGGGCGCUGGUGAUGUGCCAGGCCUCACUGACGAGGAGUACGAACGCUACCGGGAGCUGCUGGAGAUCAAGUGUCACUUGGAGAAUGGCAACCCUCUGGGGUUGCUAUUUCCUCGUGCUGUAGGUGCCCACAGCGCCCUGGAUGUGAACCGCAAUGAGAGCCUGGGCCAUGAGAUGGCCAUGCUGGAGGAGGAACUGCGGCACCUUGAGUUCAAGUGCCGCAACAUCCUGCGUGCACAGAAGAUGCAGCAGCUCCGUGAGCGCUGCCUGAAGGCCUGGCAGCGCGAUGAGGAGAGCCUGUAUGAGCUGGCAGCCGGGGACCCCAAGAAGCAUGAGUUGCCUGACAUCUCCGAGCUGCCCGAGAAGUCUGACAAAGACAGCACGAGCGCCUAUAACACGGGAGAGAGCUGCCGCAGCACCCCGCUGCUGGCCGAGCCCCUACCCGACAGUCCCCUACGCCGGGGGGCAGCUGCUGGCAACUCCAACUUGAACCGGACCCCCAGUGGCAAGGCUGGUGCCACUGCUGCCAAGGCUGCAACCCCUGCACCUGGUAGCCCUGUCAAAUUCCGCUCCCUUUCACGGGAUCCCGAUGGGAGCCGGAAACAGCACUUGGAGGAGCAUGUGUCCCGCAGCCCCAAGGCCGGGGGCACCCUAGAGCGAGUGGGCCCUGAAGGUAGUCCUUAUCUGUCCCGGCGCCCCCAUGGCGCUGAGAGCGAGCACUACCACAGCUGUGUGCAGCUGGCCCCGCCACGCAGCCUGGAGGAGCUGGGCCCCACACCCCUGAGCUUGGCCAGUAGCCCCAGGGUCGGAGGUGCAGCAGCUGCGGCCCCUGAGGCCCCCCGCAUGGAGUGGAAGGUGAAGGUGCGAAGCGACGGAACUCGCUAUGUGGCCAAGCGGCCCGUGCGUGACCGGCUGCUGAAGGCGCGUGCGCUCAAGAUCCGCGAGGAGCGUAGUGGCAUGACGACGGAUGAUGAUGCAGUGAGCGAGAUGAAAAUGGGGCGCUACUGGAGCAAGGAAGAGCGAAAGCAGCACCUUAUCCGGGCCCGUGAGCAGCGGAAGAGGCGUGAAUUCAUGAUGCAGAGCCGCCUGGAGUGCCUGCGUGAGCAGCAGAGUGGUGACAGCCGGGCUGAGCUGAACAUCAUUGCCCUGAGCCACCGCAAGACUAUGAAGAAGCGGAACAAGAAGAUUCUGGACAACUGGAUCACCAUCCAGGAGAUGCUGGCGCACGGCACACGCUCGGCCGAUGGCAAGCGGGUGUACAACCCCCUGUUGUCUGUCACCACCGUGUGAUCAAAUGCCCGCCCGCCCCAUAGAACCUAGCGCUUCUGUGUGUGCACAUGCACCUGCACAUGUGUGUGUAGGACUGGUGGCCUGAGACGUCCUCCAGGACAAAGGGCCUUUCUCUGCCGUUGGUUCCUUACUUUUCAAGCACAGUGAGUGCGUUGCCAACCAGCCGGCCCAGAUGUUCAGUACGGGCAUGUACACACACAAGCACAUGUGUCCAGGGAAGGAGGCUGCAGAGGACUGUGAAGCACAAGAGAGUAUCUGGGGCAGUGGGUAGCCAGUGCAGCCUCACUCCUGCAGGAGCCCGUGAUUUGUAGACAAAGGAACCCCGAUUUUUGUGGUUUUUCUCCCUUUCUGUGCUUGCCAAUUCCUGUUUUUCUGUUUUGUGGCCCUGCCUGGGGCUGGCAGCCUAACCCAAGGUGGAGCCCCCAGUGACGGCUGGG